AUGAACAAUCCUGAGCACGCAUUACGUCGAAGUUGGAUUCGUCUGGAUGAACGUUUCGGCUGUCCAGAAAUGAUCGAGUCAGCCCUGAAAACUAAAUUAGAAUCUUUUCAAACAUUGACCACAAAAGACCCUAAUCGGUUGUAUGAUCUCUCGGACAUUCUGGAUGAGAUAGAAGCCAUUAAGGAGAACUCGCACUAUUCCUGUCUACUUUCGUAUUUUGACAGUUCCGCAGGAGUGACACCGAUCGUCAAGAAACUUCCAAGUUAUAUUCAAAGAAAGCGGACUAAUGAAGCAGUGGCCUACAUGACUAUGAAUGAAGUGUCAUUUCCGCCUUUCAGGGUUUUCGCAAGAUUCAUCCGGGGGCAAGCAAAGAUCAGGAAUAAUCCUUCUUUUGCUUAUGACAACAAAAGAGACACACUGAGAAGGAUACCAGAGAGAGUUUCCACGAAGAAAACAGACUGUGUGCAGAUGGACGAUGUCUCAGUUAGAAAGUGUCCACUUCAUGGGACACAUCAUUCCUUGAAUAAAUGCAGAACAUUCAGACAGAAGUCAUUGGAUGAAAGGAGGAAAUUUCUGAAAGAGAAAAAUAUAUGCUUCAAAUGUUGUGAUUCUCAUUCUCAUAAGCGAAGAGACUGUACUGCUCAAGUGAAAUGCGAGGACUGUGAUAGCACAAAUCACCCAUCAGCUCUACAUGUUUUUGUUCGUAACACAAGAAAUCAUGGCGGGGAGAUGCGAACUGAUGGAAGACGCAAUGACGGGGAUACACAGCAUAACAGUGUAGGCUCCAUGUGCACGCAGAUUUGUGGAGGACAAUUCAAUGGGAAAUCUUGCUCUAAGACUUUGUUGGUGAAAGUGUUUCCAAAGGAAGACCCUCGACAAGCCAUAACUAUGUAUGUUGUCAUAGACGAUCAGUCGAAUCGUUCUUUGGUCAGUCCUAUAUAUUUUUACCUGUUCAGGUUACAAGCUGACUCAACAGUUUACACACUCUCAUCAUGUGGAGGCACAAUUCGUACUACUGGAAGAAAAGCCAGUAGAUUUGUGGUGGAAUCAUUGGACGGUAGCUGUUCCCUUGAUCUCCCGACACUUAUAGAGUGUGAAAACGUACCCAAUGUGAGAGAGGAGAUUCCUACUCCAGACGUGGCUCAACAUUACAGUCAUUUGAGGGAUAUAUCUAGCUUCAUCCCUUCAUUAGACCCAAAAGCUGAAAUACUAUUGUUGCUUGGUAGAGAUAUAGUAGAAGCACAUCAUGUUGUAGAUCAACGAAUUGGUGGAAGAAAUCAACCGUAUGGACAGAAAUUACGCUUGGGUUGGACAAUUAUUGGAGAAACCUGUCUUGGCAAGACUCAUGUACCAAGAUCAAUCAAUACGUACAAAACUCAUCUCCUGGGAUCUAGUCGUGCGUCAUUGAUGCCACCUUGCACCAACGAAUUCAAGAUUAGAGAAGAAAUCAAUAACGUCUCAUAUGGUGUGAACUCAACAGAUGCUUUAACUUGUGAGAGCAAUAAUUUCGGCAAGGAUGUUUUCCGAAGAACCAAAGACGAUGAGAAAUGUGGGAUGUCAGUUGAUGAUCACCAGUUUCUUAACAUUAUGGAUGAUGGUUUUCAAAGAGAUGCAAAUGGUAAUUGGAUCGCUCCACUCCCAUUUCGCCAUCCGCGACCACGACUCCCUAAUAAUAGAAGUGUUGCAUUGAGACGAGCAAAGUUGCUGGAAGCUUCACUAAGAAGAAACCAUUUGAAACAAGAACAUUUUCUCACCUUUAUGGAGGGCAUUAUGAGAAAUGGACAAUGGACAAUUGUCACAUGA
Molecule: messenger RNA, 1803 nt
Organism: Ostrea edulis (European flat oyster)
Lineage: Eukaryota; Metazoa; Mollusca; Bivalvia; Ostreida; Ostreidae
Exons: 1
Coding region: 1-1803 (600 amino acids)
Source: RefSeq, a predicted model, not a curated record